UUUUGCUUCCUCACUCCGUCCUUACCAACAACUGGAGAAAAUGACCCAAAGCAAACGCGAGCCACAGAAAUCACUCGCAUCUCUCCAACACGAGUAAACCUGCUCUAUCUGCGUGAAAACUUUGAACUGAAAGAAUCCGCAAUGAAAUCCAAUCUAAUCCAAUAAUUCUUUUCCGCCUCGCUCGCUCGCUGUUUUUGCAGCUGGUCCAUGAUCGCUUGCAGCAAUGUCGCUUUCUCCUACUCUGCAGGCUCCUUCUCAACAUCUCAUCUUCGUCUCUCGCUCCUCACUACUCUCGCCGCAACCGCCUUCGCUCCUUAUCCAGCAACAGAUUCCCCCGGUACUGUUGGUUUCUUUAGGUAUCAAGGUCUCCUCCAGAGUAAGAUGUUUGACCAAGUCAACCCAGCCGGGGACUCUGUUUCCCGACGGCGGCGACGAUCCGGUGGUUGCAGCAGAGGAGGAGCCGAAACAGGAGAGACUUCCACCGCCGGCGCCGUCGUAUGGCGACGCUCUCUCGCUCGGUAUUCGCGAGCCGGUGUAUGAGGUUGUGGAAGUGAAGGCCGGCGGGAUGGUGUCUACCAGGAAGAUUAGCAGGCGUCACUUGCUGAAAUCCAGUGGUCUUCGUCCCCGGGACAUUCGUAGUGUUGAUCCAUCCCUGUUCCUGACCAACUCGAUGCCAUCUUUGCUGGUGCGGGAGCAUGCUAUAUUGCUGAACUUGGGCUCUCUGCGAGCGAUCGCAAUGCAAGAAUGCGUCCUCAUAUUUGACUAUAAUACGCGAGGUGGGAAGGCAUUUUUAGAUACAUUGUUGCCGCGAUUAAAUCCUAGAGGCAUGAAUGGAGGGCCAUGCAUGCCAUUUGAGCUAGAGGUGGUUGAAGCAGCAUUGCUAUCACGAGUACAGCGGUUGGAGCAGAGGCUUAUGCAAGUUGAACCCCGUGUUCAAGCUCUACUUGAAGUACUUCCAAACCGCUUAACAGCUAAUAUAUUGGAGGAGCUACGGAUCAGCAAGCAAAAUUUGGUCGAGUUAGGUUCUCGAGCAGGAGCUCUUAGACAAAUGUUGCUUGAUCUGUUGGAGGACACUCAUGAAAUUCGGCGUAUGUGUAUCAUGGGAAGAAAUUGCACUCUUAAGAAGGGGAAUGAUGAUAUGGAAUGCCCUGUCCCUUUAGAGAAGCAGAUUGCCGAGGAGGAGGAGGAAGAAAUUGAGAUGCUACUGGAGAAUUAUCUUCAAAGAUGUGAAUCUUGUCAUGGACAGGCAGAACGACUUCUCGACUCGGCAAAAGAAAUGGAAGAUUCAAUUGCUGUUCACUUGAGCUCACGGAGGCUUGAAGUGAGCAGAGUGGAGUUACUACUCCAGGUUGGAACGUUUUGUGUGGGAGUUGGCGCUCUUGUUGCAGGCAUUUUUGGAAUGAACUUAAAGUCUUACCUGGAAGAGAAUGUGGCUGCGUUUUGGCUAACAACAGGUGGAAUAGUAUUCGGCGCUGUCGUGGCUUUCUUCCUCAUGUACACCUAUCUCCGGACUAAGAAAAUUCUGUAAACACUGACACAGCAUUUUGGUAAAUAUCGUUGCUUUAUCAUCCUAUAGACUUGUAGGCAGAACCUGGUGUUGCUUCUGCUGCUCGUACGUAGACUCCUAUUGCUGCUGCUGCUGCUGCAGCAUCUUCAACUGUUAUAGAAGAUCAGCACCAGAGAUCCUUGAAAGGAAAGAGAAGAUAAAAUAGUUGCUCGAAUUUGACGGCAACAAGUUUUAAGAGGACCUCCAGUGGCUUCAGCCUUCUGCAGGAGUCGGGCUAUGAUAUAGUGUCAUAAGUUGUGUGAAGCUAUUCGCUCCAACACUACAUUCUCAGCCAGGACCUUAGAAAUGUUGCGGCAAUCUCCAUCAUGCAGUCAUGUUUACCUAGUUACUAGUGUAUUGUCGAUUAAGGCUAUCAACAUAAUAACCAUCCCUUAGCAUGGAUGAAAGAACUUGGUGAAACAAUAAAUCAAAUUGAGUGUACAAGUUGAAACGUUCAACAGACGUAUCCCAUGCUAACAUCUAUUGAGAAUAAUGAUACAAACCCAACUGCAAGCGCAAUAAGUCCAAAAUGGAGCUGCAAAAAUGGAGCUGUGGGGAAACGGGGAAAUAAUCUCUAAUUCUUGGCACUAUUAAAUUUUCUGGACGGUUUCGUUCUGGGGUUGUGGAGAGGCUUUUGAAGUCCCAUUGAUUGCUAUCUUCUCUACCCCAUCAGCCAUGGCUUCCCUCUCGCCCUUAUCUUCCUCAAUUUCCAACUUACUUCCACUGGCUCCCGGUGACUGAAGAGGCGGAGGAGAAGGCUUGACGAAACGAGGGCCUGAAGUAAUCCAUGGAUGACUAAGGCACUGAGCUGCAGUAGACCUCUUUUCUGGUGCAUACUGAAGCAAGGGCACUAAGAAGUCGGACAAUUCUUGUGCAUCCUGCUCCCCGAAACCAUACUUCUCUACAAGCACUUUGUCGAGAGGCCAGAACCGCAACUUUCUGAUGUGCCUCAGAUCUCCAUAUCUGUUGAAGAAAUCCUUCGAGUAUUUGCCACCCAAAGCUAUCUUUCGUGGAAUAACACCAAUAAGCUCCAUCAUCAAUGCCAGAUGAUCCUCAUCCCGGUCAUAGUUGUCGCCACUAUGAGGAUCAAAAAGGACAUCUCCGGUAGCCAGCUCGAAGCAAAUACAAGCGAACGACCAUAGAUCUGCCGGAGUAGAGUACUUAGCUCCAAGGAUGACCUCAGGGCAUCUAUACUGUCUUGUCUGGAUGUCACUCGUGAAUUGCUUGUGCGUCCAACAUGCAUUCCCAAAAUCAACCAACUUGCACUUUGGAUCAGCAGUUGCCAACAGCUUCUUCCUGACAGAAGGGCUUCUCCUAUUAUGAUCCUGUUUCUUUGUAUCAGAAUCAUCCUUAUCCUUUUCAUCGGAGCUCCCAACUUGCUUCUCGUUUUCUUCUUCCACGUCUUCCUCUCCACCUGCACAAUCCUUAGUGGUCACCUUCUUAGCCUUUUUCCGUAUCUUCUUCUUCUGGUUCUUCGUUAAACCCGAAUUCAAACUCUUACUACCAUCUUUCGAAGACACAGAUUCAUCCACAAUUUUACUCUUGCUCCUCGGGAGGACCAGAGGGGCAUCCGACUUCCUAGGAUCUUUACACGGGUCAAUCGUCGAACAGAGCAGGACAUUCUCCGGCUUCAAAUCAGUGUGAAUGAUGGACAGCUUCCGAUGCAAGUAAUCCAAUCCCACCAAAAUGUGAUAGCACAAUUCUUUCACCAUAAUCAGAGGAACGCCACGGUAAUCACUGAACUUAAUGAGGGUCAACAAAUUAUCCCCCAAAUACUCGAAGACCAUACACACAUGCUGUCCAUUCGGCCCCGAAUGCUUGAAGUGAUCCAAAAGCUUGACGACAUAAUACUUAUCUUCGGGAUCCCCCUCCGCGAUCUGCUUCAGGAGCUUUACCUCGUCCAUGGCCGCCUCGGUGUAGUGCUGAGCGCUCUUUUGAACUUUCAAAGCUACAUAACGCUACAAACACAUGAAUAUCUAAGCACGGUUAAAGAGCUUGGAACACGGCACUGGGCUGAUUUGCAGCUACCACCCUAAUCAGGCAUAAUUUUGAACAGGAUUGCCAAGAAAGAGUAAUUCACACAGCACAAUCAAAAAACAAAAGGUCCUGAAUCUAUAACUGAAAGACAAAAGAACCAGAAGGCAGUUCAUAUGAAGGAAGACGAAACGUACAGAUCCCUGAGUGUCCCAAGCGAGCCAAACGGUGGAGAAAUGGCCCCAGCCGAGCUUGCUCUGCACCACGUACCGGCCGUUCUUGAAUGUGUCGCCGAUAAGCACAGCGUGGUAGCCACCUCUCCUGUAAUCCUCCGUCCCCUCAUCCUCCGACGACGAGUAGUCGCUCAUCUCCCUGCGCUCCCCAUUAUUCCUGCCCUCCGCCAUUGCCGCAGGUGCUGGAAGCUCUUCGUAAAGUUGGGGAAACCGGCCGCGGAAUUGGUUGGGAUCUGAAUCGGGAACGGGAAGUGGAAGAAGGCGGCGGUUGCUGGCUAAUCGAAUUGGCGGUAGUGGUGGUUGGCGGUGGGGGUGGAAGGAAGAGUGAAUAAUUGAAAUUAUUAGGGUUUUGAUUGAAUGACAG
This is a messenger RNA of Linum tenue, 4117 nucleotides long. Lineage: Eukaryota; Viridiplantae; Streptophyta; Magnoliopsida; Malpighiales; Linaceae. The record is from the annotation of a GenBank genome assembly.